CACUUCCUCCCGCAGAGCCGGAGCCGCUCCCGGGGCGGGGCGGGAGAGGUCCCGGGGCCCCCCGAGCGUCCCGCGGCUCCGGGAGAUGGCGGCGCCCCCCACCCCGCGCGCCGCGGCAGAAGGGCCCCGGGGGUGACCCCGCGCCCCGGCCCCGCGGCAGAACGGCCCCGGGAGCGGAGCUUUGUGACGUCAGCCCGGCGGCCGGCGCGUCACGCGCGGGGCUGACCCGGCGGCGGGGCGGGCGGCCGGGACGCGCGGGGAGCAUGGAGCCGCGGGCCGGCUGCCGGCUGCCGGUGCUGGUGGAGCGGGUGGUCAACGGCGCGCUGCUGGUGUCCCUGCGCUGCGGCGAGCGCAGCUUCUCCGGGAUCCUGCUGGACUGCACGCAAAAGUCUGGCUUCUUCGGCCUGUCCCCGCCAGCUCGGCCACCCAAGGCGGAGGGACCCCCUGCCAAUGGUCGCCCUGGCCCGGCUGCCGAGGAGGAGGAUGCAGACACCACGCAGCCGCAGACGGGCUCCCCGCCUCCCCUCGACGGCGACCAGUUCCCCGGCCCGGAGCCACCCCUGCCACUCCUGUCGCCGCUGCCAGCCGGAAGCCUGCCCCCGCACCCGCCGUACUUCCAGGGGGCCCCCUUCCCACACCCGCUCUGGCUGAGGAGCACCUACAACCAGUGGGUGCCGCAGCCCCCGCCCAGGGCUGUCAAGCGGACGCGCCGGCGCCUGCCCCGCAGCCGCGACCCGGGGCGCCUGGCGCUGAGCCCCAUCCUCCUGCGGCCCCGCCAGGUGCUGUGCGCCCGCUGCAAGCGCACCCCGAGCCCCGAGGACGCCGCCCCCCAGGCCCCCCGGAGGCCCGACCGCGAGCCCGGGAGGCGUGAGGGCCCCGAGGGCAAUGCCCCCGCCAUGCGGAGGAGCAAGCGGCCGCGGCGGGAGGAGGCGCAGCCGCGGGGGGCCCCGGUGCCCCGGUCCCCAGCCAUCAAGAUCUCCUACAGCACCCCGCAGGGGGAGGGCGAGGUGGUGGAGAUCCCCCCGCGGGUGCUCGGCUCCCUGGAGCCCUUCUGCCCACCGCCCACGCCGCCCAGUGGGGACCGGGAUGCCAUCCCCAAGCUGAAGCUAGCACGGCCGCUGCGCCCUGGGCCCUCCCUGCCGCCCCCCAAGAUCCGCUUGAAGCCGCGCCGUUCAGGGGCCAGCGAGUGCCAGCCGGUCUACAGGGCCGAGCUGCUGCCAGAGCUGAACGGUGCGGGUGGCGCAGCCCGGCACAGGGUGGCUGAACUGUCCUCGGGCAGCUCUGGCGAGGACGACGAGCUCGGGGGGCUCCCCCAGGCGGGGCAUGGCCAGGACGGCCUGGCUUUCCUCAUCAGCUACCCGAAGAGGACAGCGGACUCCACCAGCGAGUCGGGGUGCAGCAGCGACAGCCUGGAGGAGCCCAAGUUGUCGUGCUCGGAGGUGGCCUCGCCAGACACGCACGACCUCCCUCCUGGCGAUGAGGCACCCAUGGCUGCCGCAUCCACGUCCGGAGGCACGUGCCCACCUGUCCCGCCCCUCACGGUCAGGCUGCACGCACAGAGAGUGCCCCCGCGCCUCCCCGCGGAUGGAAGGGCUGUGGCCGUGGGGGAUAUCGUGUGGGGUAAGGUUCAUGGCUUUCCUUGGUGGCCCGCGCGUGUGCUGGAUGUUACUCUUGGCCAGGAGGAGGACGGGGCACCUUCCUGGCAAGAAGCAAAAGUCUCAUGGUUCGGUUCUCCAACUACAUCAUCCCUGUCCGUUUCACAACUGUCCCCCUUCUCUGAAUUUUUCAAACUGAGAUUUAACCGUAAGAAGAAGGGGAUGUAUCGGAAAGCUAUAACUGAGGCCGCACAUGCCGCGCGACACGUAGCCCCAGAAAUAAGGGAGCUGUUAACGCAGUUUGAAACAUAACUUUGGUUCCCCGACAAGGUCCCUGGCAAUGAGGGCACCCUGCUCUCCCGAGUGUCACCCCCUUGGGAGCACCUGGCCACGACCCCAGCCCAGUGGGGAUCAGGCAUCCCUCCAGCCGGCUGCUCGUGGACCCAGGCCCAGCCCGCGGCAUCGGCGAGUCCUGGAGAGGAGCAGGUGCCUGGCACUGACCCGAGAAGCGCGACAUCUUGGCUGAAAGUCUCUUCUGGACGUGACACUGCGGGAGCCCCCACGCGCUCGCUGCUCGCUGUGGGCUGGGGGCGUCCUUGGGGGGAGUGGGGCCUGGGACCCCCAGCUUGGCGUGGGCUGCCCCGCGGGUUUCAGGAAACCAAAUUGCACGUUCGGUAUUCCCCCUUCCCCAGCUGUUGGGCGAGGGGUCCCUGUGCCCUCUAGACUGGGGGGCCCAGCCCAUCACCCUCACCCGCAUCCGUCUCAGAGUACAGGUCCCCGGGGUGCCCAGCACCCAGCCUGCAGGGCGGCCCCGUCCCCCGAGAGCUGCCGAGAGUCCUGGGACCGCGAGGAGGGGCCGUGAUCCCCUGUCCCCCUGUCGUCACCUUAAAGACCAAAAAGAAACAAAGAAAGAGAAAGAAAAUUUGUCUUCUCUUUCUUUCUUCAAGCAUAAAACAGAAUAAAAAGAAGCCAAUGAA
Messenger RNA from Choloepus didactylus (southern two-toed sloth), 2572 nucleotides. RefSeq names its product PWWP domain containing 2B (gene PWWP2B). Gene Ontology annotation, cellular component: nucleoplasm; nucleus. The transcript is spliced from 3 exons. The coding region runs from base 264 to 1907 and encodes 547 amino acids. The record is from RefSeq and is a predicted model, not a curated record. NCBI's taxonomy places the organism in Eukaryota, Metazoa, Chordata, Mammalia, Pilosa, Megalonychidae.